Thunnus maccoyii (southern bluefin tuna) is the source of this 658-nucleotide messenger RNA. It is a transcript of the gene nppb, whose product is annotated as natriuretic peptide B. Lineage: Eukaryota; Metazoa; Chordata; Actinopteri; Scombriformes; Scombridae. Gene Ontology annotation, cellular component: extracellular region; cytoplasm; nucleus. The transcript has 3 exons. Bases 150 to 560 code for a protein of 136 amino acids. Gene Ontology annotation, biological process: neuropeptide signaling pathway; receptor guanylyl cyclase signaling pathway; negative regulation of systemic arterial blood pressure. Gene Ontology annotation, molecular function: hormone receptor binding; hormone activity. The record is from RefSeq and is a predicted model, not a curated record.
UCCAAUUCCUGGCAUACCUAUGUGCAUCAAGCUAAAGUAUAAAAGACCAGAGGGUGCUGCUGUGGGCUCAGCAUCCAAACAGCCACUGAGCAAAGAAGCUAAAAAGCAUCCAUCCAUCUAAUACAAACACCAGGAAUUCACAGAGAAACAUGCAACUGUCUUCCAUUCCAGUCUGCGGCUUCCUCUUCAUCUUAAACCUGCAAUUAUUCAGCACAUACCCCAUCAGCACCACCCUGACUGACACUGACAUGGACAUCUUAAAGGUGCUCCUUCACAUACUAGAGGAGUCUGUUUCAGAGCCGACUGAGGUGGACCAGAGAGUCUCUCCAGAGAGGGAAAGUCUUGACAGCUGGAACACAGAAGAGGCAGCAGAUGGACAGCAGCACCAAAAUGGAUUGGACAAGGCUGCAAUCAGGGAGUUUCUCUCAGCCAAGGACCUGAAGAGAGUCCACAACGACUCCUCUAGGAGAUCCUCUGGCUGCUUCGGUCGACGGAUGGACAGAAUAGGCUCCAUGAGCUCUCUGGGGUGCAACACUGUCGGCAAAUACAAUCCAAAGUGAAGAUGAAGUCUUACCAUCUAAAUUGUGGAACUGCAAUGUCUUUACCAAAAUCAAUAUUUUUAUUCAAAUGCUAUUUAUUUACUAAUAUUUAUUGAAUA